AGUGGUCCGGGGGCCAUUAAACGCGUUAUAUGUGUCUUGCAAUUUGAUCCCGCAACGCGCGCUGCAACGAUCGCAGACUAAUUUACGCGAAUUCCUGACCGUCCGGCUCUCUGCAGGUGGGCCUACAUCGGCUUCUACUUUCCUCCUGUCGAUACUCUUUCUGGUGUCGUCAUCCAGAGAGUUCAAUAGCUGCCUCUUGUUACCCUCUGUCUUGAGACUUCACUUCCAGACGAAGCUUUCGUUCUUAUACCUGCAAGAGAAUACCUGGGACACCAGGUACGUCUACCUUGAGACAACAUAACUUCCACGACACCUUUUUGGGGUAGAUGAUUGGGCAUUGCUGAACGAGUGGGUGAUGCAGGGUGUGAUGCCAGCUAAGACAAAGUCUCGUGUCCCAGAGAGCAUGGGUGUUGCAGGAGGAUUGGUGGAUGCACAAGCCAAGCAAGUGUUGCGUGAAGCAGUAGAUGCUGUGGUGAACAGUUUUGCCAAGCACACGCAAGGCUAUGGGAGAGUGAAUGUGGUGGAGGCACUGCAGGAGUUCUGGCAAAUGAAGCAGAGUCGAGGUACAGAACUGCGAAAUGGAGCACUUGUCAUCUAUGAAUCUGUACCUGGUGCGAGUCCUCCAUACGUAUGCUAUGUGACACUACCUGGAGGUUCUUGCUUUGGUAGUUUCCAAAACUGUCCCACGAAAGCAGAAGCACGUCGAUCAGCAGCAAAAAUUGCCCUGAUGAACUCAGUGUUCAAUGAACAUCCAUCCCGGAGAAUAACAGACGACUUCAUCGAGAAGGCUGUAGCUGAAGCUAGGGCCAGUUUUGCCAAGCCGUCCUCAACGCCUAACGGAGUCGGCAGUCAGGGAAGUGGCGACGAGAAAGAAGAUCCAAACACAGGUAUCGGUGCCUUCCGGUUCAUGCUGGAGUGUAACCGCGGCAGGACGAUGUUAGAGUUUCAGGAACUGAUGACGGUCUUCCAACUCCUCCACUGGAACGGUUCCCUGAAAGCAAUGCGAGAACGACAAUGCAGCAGACAAGAAGUUGUAGCACAUUACAGUCACCGUGCUCUGGAUGACGACAUGCGCAGUCAAAUGGCCCUAGACUGGGUAGCCAGGGAGCACGAGAGCGGCGGUGGCGUCGUCGCCAUGGAGUUAGCCCUGGCCGAGAGAGAAUUAGAAACCGCUCGCUUAGCAGGUCGCGAACUUAGAUUUCCUAAAGAAAAGAAGGACAUCCUGAUGCUAGCGCAUGCACAAGUGUGUCCUCAAUGAGACCGAUCAGAUAUUCCUGUGGUCGUUCCUGAGGUCGAUACCAACUGAAUGAAAAAGAGUUAUUAAAAAAUGGACUAGCUGUAACAGAAGUCCAGGAAGACGACGACGUCCUUGUCGCUAUCGUGAUCUUACUUGCCUUAAUAUUAUUAUCUUUUCGCGGCCAGGGACAGUCGAUAUUGCCGUCCUGGUCAGAGAGCUCUUUGCACUUGGCCUUGUAUUGCGUUUGAUAGAUCGCUAUCAGCUUCCACGCCGCGACGGACACGCUGCCAGUAGGCACGCUUACGAUCGGGAUCGUUAAGCGUGUCUACAUCGGCACUAAAUAUAUCAAAUUUAUUUAUGUACAUAUUAAAUUCUAGUACGGAUGUCCUUGCCUCGCAACAAGUUUCACUCAAUCGUCAAUACGAUAAUGCAAUAUUUAUACAGGACUCCUUCUGCUAAACGCACUCGUGAUAUUUGACAACUGUUAUCUGAUUUAUAUAUUCAAAUUGGAACGACCUGUAUUAUAAAACUAGGGUUACGUUCCAAAAUUUACUGCCAGUACUGUUAGCAAUGCCGUGUCAUUAUUUAUCUAUAUACGUCUGAGAAAGAAUACUUUUGAAGCAUUGGUAGUAAUUUUCGUAACGCGCCCGGAAUGGACGCAUCGCGUUUGUUAGUCGUAUACGUGCUUAUGUUCUGAACUUGUAAGGUUUACUAUAAACAGGAAAAAUAUUUGAAAAAUAUUAUAUACGCAAUAUGUAAUUGUUCAGAAUAAGCACGACCGUAUUAUACUUUGCUUGACUGCAUUUAUACAAGAAAAAUUAGGGUUUAUAACGAUGUUUAUUAAAUAUUAUUUUUUUUUAAUAUUAA
Messenger RNA from Cephus cinctus (wheat stem sawfly), 2104 nucleotides. RefSeq names its product LIX1-like protein (gene lft). Gene Ontology annotation, cellular component: cytoplasm. Gene Ontology annotation, biological process: autophagosome maturation. Bases 356 to 1258 code for a protein of 300 amino acids. NCBI's taxonomy places the organism in Eukaryota, Metazoa, Arthropoda, Insecta, Hymenoptera, Cephidae. The record is from RefSeq and is a predicted model, not a curated record. The transcript is spliced from 4 exons.